This is a messenger RNA of Drosophila biarmipes, 3389 nucleotides long. RefSeq lists its product as uncharacterized. Lineage: Eukaryota; Metazoa; Arthropoda; Insecta; Diptera; Drosophilidae. The record is from RefSeq and is a predicted model, not a curated record. Gene Ontology annotation, molecular function: microtubule binding; beta-tubulin binding. The transcript is spliced from 10 exons. The coding region runs from base 105 to 3377 and encodes 1090 amino acids.
UCAACCAAGAAAUAACCAAAAAAAUAAACACAAACAUAAACAUAAAAAAUAAAACAAAAUACAAUAACUAUUUAGGAGGACAUUAACACUAUUAUUUUGGCAAAAUGGUUAAGAUGGUAAAGGGUGCUGCUGUUAAUAAGGAAACAGUAAGUCUGAUAAGCGAAUCGGAAAUGUUGGAACGGCAAAAGAAUUACACUAUUAGACUGCACGACAUUGCGGCCGCCUGUUCGAGUUUCAAGAACGCACUCGCUCAGCUCAAGGAGCUGCAGGAAGAACGGACGUAUCAAGACCGCUGGGAUCAGUUUACUCGGUGUGAUGGCCUGCCGAAGGUCCGAUCUCCAGUCGAGAUCAGAACAUUUUUGGCCAAGAUACGUCACUUUGAAGAGAUCGAAAUCAACGACUCCAUAGACUGGACUCUGGGAGUGGACGAGCGUAGUAUUCUGACACAGAAUAUUUUCCACAAGGACCUAACCAGAGCAACGUUGCAAAAAACGUCUUCCGACAACCCUGGCACUUAUUUUGAGACCAAUUUAAAGAAUUGCCUAGAAGUAUUGCGACAGGUGGACGUUUUGAUGGACAAUGAGGUGGAAAUGGAGCGCAUGAGUUUGAAAGUACAGAUUGAUCUCAUGGAGGUUUACAAAGACGUCCAACGGGAGAUAGAAAGUCUCUUUGAUCGCCUUACUUAUAGGAUAUUACGGAUGCAAAAGGUCUACAUGGAAUCUGUAAAUGGCAUAGUGGCUAAAUGGAGCCACUCGUGCGAUUCAUGGCGCAUGGAUCUUUGGGGUCUUUACAAUGUUCCCAUAAUCUUUCAGCAACUGGAAGUUCCAUUGAUGAUAGCGGAAUUCAAAGCCUCUGAAGUAACGAUCCAAUUACCAUUGAGUGUCCUAGGGGAUUGCGUGACCCUACGCUGUGUUCACACCAGUUUUGACCAUAGGUCGGAGGACGCGAAAAGCUUCGAACCACCGACAGUCGAUGUGUCUGUAGUUCCCAUUUCUGGAAUAACAGAAAUGGAGGAGUCGGUGGUUGGUGAGUGGUUGAUGCAGCAUGACAUACAGGAGGAGACUUUGGACAGCAUGAAUAAAAAGCGAGAGGAGUACGAAGAACUAAUGCAGCUCAUUGCCGAGCGGACCGAACAGGCUGCCAAGGAGGCGAAGUUUGGUAAAGCCGCCGAUGGUGCUAAGCGCCCUAAGAUAGUCAUUCCGAAAACACCGAAGUUGGUGCCCCUCGUACCGCAAGGAAUGUUUCCCGAAGUAUACACCGAGUUUCUUCAUCGUGAAGAUAACCAAUACAAGACGUUUCUGGACAGCUAUUUUCAUCCAAGACUGCUAAACCUGUCGCUCGAGGAGAUAAAUCUUAGACAGUCUAUUAUCAUUGGCGGAGUCUAUAACAUUACGUUUGUUCGGCGACCUGAACAAACGCAAUUCGAGAAGUUCAAUAUUAUUUUGCACGAGGAUGGACGCGUUCUGCAUGUCAUAGCCGAUGUGGUGGCCCGAGUAGAAGGCAACUUUCGAAGCUCUCAUGUUUCGGACUUCACCAGAAUGACCUUUGCUACCAGCCAGUUUAGGCUGGAUGAUAAUGAGUUGCCAUUCUUCGUUGUUACCGUGAAGUUGCCCCCAGAUCUCUGCAGAUGGGGCACACCCGAGGUUUGUCAUUAUUUGAGAGAGGUGGAGGCACCUCCACGGACACCGGAUAGGAGUACCCUCGUCACGCUAAACAUAGUUGAGCCUCAACGGAUCUCAUCUCAAUUAACCCAACGAGAGGAGAGCGCCAUUCGAUCAACAUUGGGCAAUCAGUUUUAUCCAACUCUCAGAUCAAUCCUGAAGCAAAGUAUUUCGCAUGGAUAUAACCUGGAAAAAGGGACAUCUAUACAGGAUUUUCAUUUGAACAAGACUUUAACCAAGCUUGAAAUUAUGAAGUUAUCAAAAAUAUGCCUGCCACGCAUAAUUUCCUCUUUUAAGCUCCCAAGUGAAUUUACUGAAGACAGUCAAACGUCAGAAGCCCAAAAGACAAGGCCGAAUCGCCUAUUAAAAAGAACUGAAACUGAGUUGGCUGUGGAGACUAAACUUGCACCAACGGAAGACUUUGAUUAUGCAAUGCAACAGCAGCCGGAAAGAAUGUUUCCCGUUUUUGAAAAGACAGUUCCUGUUGAAUUCAUUCCUGCUGACCAUUCGAUCUCCAUCGAUCCAAAUGAUACAUCUACAGCCUGUGGGUUGGUGUCCACACUGGAAACCAUCAGAGGAAAGUACUUGCACAAGCCCUUACAAUUGUUGGAACAAGUCGAAGUCGUAUCCAAGAAGUCCGAGAAAAGGGCGGAAGUAAAAAAUGUAGAGGUCGUUAAAAGUGUUUCCAGUCUCAAGGAUAAAAUGUCUAAUGCGAAUGUAAGUGAUAGAAAAAGUUUAACAGAUGCAAUUGAGAGAAAGAGUGUAUUAGAAGAUGUAGGCAGAGCUUCAGUGCAUAAAGGAGCCAGAAGAAAUGGCUCUGUCAUCAAGCGGCGAUCGAUGCGAAAGUCUGCCAAGGUGGAAGACACUACGAAGUUUCGCUACGAAGAAAGGGAUCCACCAGUAUUGCUAGAUCACUGGACCAAGGAGCACAUUAUCGAAUCGACUAUUGAUCACCAGGCUCAUACGCUUACCUUUAGAACCACACGUUUGGGCAUUUUCGGACUGGCCUUCAAACGAUACGAGCACUUUCCCUUUCGUGAUUGGUGUCUGCAGCCCAAUGAGAACAAUCCGGAUGAGAUCAUUCUCAGCUUGGACACAUUCCAUGUACGAAUGUUUUUCUACAUCACAUCCCAAGGAGUACGUGGCUAUGUGACUGAUCUGACCAAGGGCUAUACAGCUAAGCCAGUUAAGUACCUGGAGAUUGUGGAGCCAAUCUCGGACUUUCGUGUAUUGCGUAAGUUACUCGUGGAAAAGAACUUAAAUAUUUUCGCAGAGAACGAUGCCAGCUACUACAUCACAAAUGGUUACUUCUCCGUCAAGCAUGUGGCCACUGAGCUACACACCUACAAUACCAUGGCUCUGCAAUGCAAAAUGAUGAAAUUUUAUAGGUCCAGCUGGAAUCGACUGGCCACACGACGCGAUGUUAUUUUGGACAUGAAGAUAGCAAAGGACAACUCGGACUUCUCGGAGGUCACAAUGCGUAUAACACCCGAGAAGACAACAUUUGUCAAAAUCUCCGAAAUGUGUUCGGAUGAUAUAAAAGUGGUCAAGCUUCGUUACGAGGAAACUUGGCGAAACGUCAAUAACUACAAUGACUUCGGCCAGGCCAUUCAAUCGUUGAACCCCCAUUCCCAGGAGGGCAGUAACAAAGAAGCUAUGCUUUUCAUCUACAUUAAAAGGCUCCUGAAUGAGAUUCGUCCCUUGAGUUACUCUUAGGAACUUCGGCAC